Grus americana (Whooping crane) is the source of this 2857-nucleotide messenger RNA. RefSeq names its product neuronal tyrosine-phosphorylated phosphoinositide-3-kinase adapter 1-like. The record is from RefSeq and is a predicted model, not a curated record. NCBI's taxonomy places the organism in Eukaryota, Metazoa, Chordata, Aves, Gruiformes, Gruidae. Gene Ontology annotation, biological process: neuron projection morphogenesis; phosphatidylinositol 3-kinase/protein kinase B signal transduction.
GGGCGGUGCCACCGCCUCGCGCACACCACCCCCCACCCCCCCCUCUCCUCCGGCCCCUCCCGCCUAGCCCGGACGCUGCGUCAGCGCCAUGGAGCGGCGCGGGCGGGAGGCGGGAGCGGCCGGCCGCUAGAGCCCCGCCAUGGGUCGCCGCCCCCCGUGAGCCCCCGCCCAGGCCCCGGGGGGGGUGGGGGGGGGGGGGGGGGGGGGGGGGGCGCACUGGAGGAAUUUCCCCCCCCCCCCCUCCCCGGGCGCGCCCCCCUCCCCCCCCCCCGACAAAAACACCGGAGCGACAGGGAUGAGCGCCCCCCAGCGGUCGGAGCUGGCCGCCGCCGCCGCCGCCUUCCUGCGGCUGGGGGAAGAGCGCCCCCCAGCGGCCGCCGCCAUGAACCUGCUGCAGCGCAAAGGCCGCCCCGACUGGCGCCCCCCCCGCGAGGAGGAGACACGCAAGGGGGCCUCCAAGUCGCGGGAGGGGGGGUCCCUGCGGCGGCCCCUGCGCGUGGGGUUCCUGACGCUCCCGGCCCCCCAGGAGCGGGGUCCCCGGCCCCCCGCCCCCGGCAUGGCCCCCCGCUCCCUCUCCUGCCACGCUGUGGGGAUCCCCGACACCGGGGGCCCCCCCCGGCCCCCCGGCCCCCCCCGCCUGGGGCCCCCCGAGGGGCGGGGACUCGAGGCGCCCCCUGCCAAGAGGGGGGGCACCCCCCGGGGGUCCUGCGUGCGGCAGACGCCCCCCCCGAAACCCUCCCGCAGCCCCCAGACCCGCCUGGCAGCCGGGCCCCCCCCCCGCCCCCCCCGUCUGCGCGGGGGGGGCGGGGGGGGGCGGCAGCGAUGUGGAGGAGCCCGUUUACAUCGAGAUGGUGGGGGACGCCCGGCGGGGGGGGGCUGGAGGGGGAGGGGGGGACCCCCGGCGGGGGGGGGGGGCGCUCCCCCCCCUCCCCCCGAGGAGCCCGAGGCCAUUUACGAGGAGAUGAGCUGCCCCCUCCCCGCGGGGGGGGCGGGGCCGGAGGGGGGAGGACACGCCCCCUUCCCCGGCCACACCCCCUUCGUGGGCCACGCCCCUUUCCCCAUCAGCCACGCCCCUUUCGCCGGCCCCGCCCCUAUCCCCCCCCCUUUCCCCAACCUCCUGGCCCCCCGCCCCCCCCUGCUGGCCGCUCCCCCCGAGGGCUCGCGCCUGCCCCUCCCCCGCCGCGAGCCGCCCCCCCCCGCCCGCGCGCGCAGCCACUCCACCCCCCUCCCCCACCCCCACCCGGCGGCGGGAGGGGCGGGGCGAGAGCGGGGAGGGGCGGGGCUCGGGCCUUUGCCCCUCCCUCUUCCUGCUACCGCCCCCGAGGCCCCGCCCCCGGGGAAGCGGCCCCCCGCCUAUGACAGCUUGCGGGGGGGCGGGACGACGGCAAGCACCGCCCCUCUCCGCGAGGACGAGCCUCACCCUCGUUGGGGGGGCGGAGCCGCCCCUCGCCGCGGGAAAGAGGCAGAGAAGGCGUCGGAGCCCCCCCGGGAGGAGCGGGGAGGGGCGGCUCCCCCCCCCUCGGGGAUCCCGGUACGAGCAGAGGGACCGCGGGGGCGGCCGGGGCUGCCCCUCCCCUGCCAGACCUUCCCUGCCUGCGGCCGGCCCACAGACCUCCCCGGGGGGCACCGCCUGGGUCGCUCGGCAUCCACGUCGGGAGUGCGCCAAGCCGGGGCCCCCCCGUUUCCUCGGGGUCCCCCAGUUCCUCGUCCUUUAUCUGGGGGGGUCCCAGGAAUUGGGGGGGGUCCCGGGGGGGGUCCGGCCCCCCCCCGCCCGCGGGACGGGCAGCUGCAGGAGGUGAUCGACCGCAAACGCUGCGUCUGCACCGAGAUCAAGGCCAGGGGGACGGGGAGGGGGGGGGGGCUCUGUAAGCAGGACAGCCUGCCCCCCCUUCCCGCCCCCCCUUCUUGGAGGGGGGGGGCAGCGCCUGAGGGGAGACCCCCCCCUCCGCCCCCCCCUGGGACCCCCCCUGCCCGACGACCCCACGCCGUGCUCUGGGACACCGCUAUCUGACCCCCCCCCCCCGGGGUGCCUGGAGCAUCUCUGUAAAAACCUUCCCCCCCCCCCCCAAAUCUUACCCCCCUCACAAUGAAGGGGGGAGGGGGUGUCCUAAAAGCGAGGGGGGUGUUCCUAAAAUUAGGGAGGGUCCCUAAAAUGGAAGUUGAGUCUUUUAAAAGGGAAGGGAUCCCAAAACUGGGAGGGCCCUCAAAACUAGAGGGGGUCCUCAAAAUCGAGGGGGGGGCUCCUAAAUCGAGUGGGGGGGUCCUAAAUCGAAGGGGGGGGCACGACACGGCUGUGCCGGGUUGGGGGAGGAUUGGUGGGGGGGGGUGUAUUUAUGGUACGUUAAGCCCCUCUCUAAAUAAAAAGGGGGGGCAUGAUCCCCCCCCCCCCAAAAUGAGGGAGAGAAGGUGGAGACCCCCCCCAGGGUAAAGGGCAAGGGCCCCCCAUAAAGAAGGGGGAGAGGCCCCGCCGUAAAGAGACGAUCGAGUCCCCCAAUAAGGGGGUAACACCCCCAUAAUAAAGGGGGGGUCCCCCCAAUAAAGGGGGGUAGAGCCCCCCGGUAAGGGGGGAGGUCAAGCCUCUAAUUAAGGGGGGUAGAGCCCCCAUUAAAGGGGGGUCCAGCCCCCCAGAAAAGGGGGGUGCUGUAACUGCUUUGCAAAUAUAUUUAUGGGAGGGGUGGCGUGGGUGGGGGGUAUUUAUGGGGGUGCAUCCACGGUCAAGCAGGGUCUGGGGAGGGGAUUUGGCUCCGGGGGUCCGCGGUGCGGCCUGUGGGGGGGUGCGAGGGGAGGCGGGGGGGUCUCCCCUGGGAUUUUAGGGGGGGGAUGUACCAUUGGGGGGGGACAAAGGGCCCCCCCGACC